Molecule: messenger RNA, 2220 nt
Organism: Mixia osmundae IAM 14324
Lineage: Eukaryota; Fungi; Basidiomycota; Mixiomycetes; Mixiales; Mixiaceae
Exons: 3
Coding region: 1-2220 (739 amino acids)
Biological process (GO): DNA-templated transcription; regulation of DNA-templated transcription
Molecular function (GO): DNA binding; DNA-binding transcription factor activity, RNA polymerase II-specific; zinc ion binding
Source: RefSeq, a predicted model, not a curated record
AUGGCACCAUCUGCGUCCACGUCUGCUGCAGCCCCUCCCUUGGCAAAAGACGGGCAGCCCGUCAAAAUGAAGAAGAAACGCAAUCGCAAGGUGCUUUCGUGUAAUCACUGUCGAGUCAAGAAGCUCAAGUGCGAUCGCUUGGCACCAUGUACGGCUUGCGCGACGCGCAGCGUGCAUUGCACAAAUCUCGACAAGCCUAAACCGAGUAGCAACGCUGCUGCACUUGGAUCGACUUCGAAGCGACGCACGGCCACGAGUACGCGCAGAGCGGCUGCGGUAGGUAAUCCUGGAAAAGAUAGUGUGCGACAGCCAUCAGGGUCUGCAUCAGCUUCGUCACCCCACAGCUCUGGCAGUAGCUCCACAUAUGACUCAGAUGCAGACGGCAGCGAUAAUGAUUAUAUCGAAUCGGAUACACUGCGUGGCGCGUUCAGCUGGCAAGCGACUUCAGACUUGUCACUUGCCUUUGACGAGCGUGACUUGCCCGCGCGUCUACCACCGGCACCAGUCUCGUCUCUGAGACCGACGCUGCCCUCUUCGAGCGAUUCCGAUCCCACGCCCUCAUUCACUCUGCCCUCGAUCGCCGCACAGGCCGAGAGGAUCGCUUCAGCCUCUGCGCCACCGUCAUACCAGAUGCAGCCCAAGCCGGUUGUCACUGCUGUGCCACAAGUUGCGGCCAGUGCCAGCCUCGUGGCUGGCUAUACACUACCACCAGAUACUCAGUGUCGCGCAAUGCUGCUCAGCUACUUUGCCCAUGUCAAUACAAAGCUGCCAUUGGUUCACCGGCCUAGCUUCUGGAAAGACUACGAGCUAGAUCUAGCAAGGACGCAUACGGGUUACAGGGGCACUGUCUUCGGCAUGCUAUCCCUAGCAUCAGUCAAUGACCCAGACCAUCCAGAAUGGCAUCAGCAUGCGCACGAAUACUCGGAAGCUGCACGAGACACGCUUUUUCUUGGAGGCGGAGCCUUUGAUCUGUAUUGGCUGACGAGCAUCACACUCAUGCUGAUGAGCGCAAUCGCCGUUCAAUCGCCUUCGGCGAAAUACAUGCUUACCUGGGCGGUACGUACCGCCGUUUCAUACAAGGCACAUUGCUGCAAUGCCUCCCUAUGGACCAGCUCGCAGCUCGUGGACGAGAUGCGCAAGAGGUUAUGGUGGUCUCUGGCACUUUGCGAGCUUGUGCUAGCGUCUCAAUCUGGCGAUGUUUCUGCUUUUGACUGCAGCCUCACUGACUGCGGAUUACCUGGCGCAAACAGCGACGCAGAGCUUGCAGAUACAAGCAUGUCCGUCCAGUAUGCAGAUCGCGGCGAUUCGUACGAGCAUUCUGCCAACUUUGCCAGGUUAUUGGCAGUCUGUCAGGCGGCUUACGGCACUCUCCUUGCUAUUCGACAAGGGUCUAACAAUAUGCACGCCGCGAUCGCUCAUCUCACACGGUUCGACACCAAUCUAAUCAAAUCUGAGCACGAUAAUGUGCAACCUAUCACGGCAUAUCAUAGCAUCGUCUCAUCCUCGCUGCAGAUAAUGCUGCACGAAUCUUUGGCGGCAUCUUGGGCAGGACGAUCCCUAAGCGCUUAUACUGCGAGCACACAGGUCUGCAUGGCUGCCGUCAUGCGAGUGCAACAGAAGUUUGCAGCGAUGCAAGCACAAGCUGAGUUGUGGCCCCUCAGCGCAGCUCUCGCCGCGAUUUCUGAGCGUUUCCUCGCCCAAAUCGCAUCAUCUCAGGGCAAUCAGCCCAUCGUUCAACAUAUAGCGACGUCUAUCAGCUCCUCGCUCACGCGACCUGGCCUCGUACGGCCCGCUUCAGACUCGUCUGAUCGAUUCCAGAGCGCCAACAGUACCGCCCCCACGAGUGCAGGAACUUGGGCGCACGACGAUGUCAAUCGUUUCGCGGCCGAACUCAAGUCCCAUUCAGCUAGACCUUUCGAGCUAUCGGGCAUGCCAUCUCACCGCGUAGCAAGAUCAAGCUGGUCGUCUGGCACACCUGCGGCUACGUUACCGUGGGCAUUGGGUUCCACAGAAGAUACCUACAUGCCAUGUGACGCAGCGCUGCCUUCGCCUGGCUCAUUCUUUCCUAGACGGACAUCGCUCCCGUUUGGAAAGCUAGACUCGCCGGCGCGCAUGUACACGCCGUCGUUCGGUCUGGCAACGCCGGAUGACUUUGGCGGCUCGAGCAGCCAAUCAUAUUUCGACAACCUUACACGGUCCGAUCGCUAUUCCACAUUGUAA